Bombina bombina (fire-bellied toad) is the source of this 738-nucleotide messenger RNA. Its product is annotated as intestinal mucin-like protein. Lineage: Eukaryota; Metazoa; Chordata; Amphibia; Anura; Bombinatoridae. The transcript is spliced from 7 exons. The record is from RefSeq and is a predicted model, not a curated record. The coding region runs from base 1 to 738 and encodes 245 amino acids.
AUGCCAGGGAUAGAGCUGGCAUCUUCUUUGGUUUAUUUGUCUGAAAAGUGGCACUUGCUCAUAGACUUUGAUGACUAUGCAGGGUGGUUUCCUGUUGGUGGUUUGCACCUUGCUGGUUUAACCGAGUGGUGGCUAGUGACAACAUUGUCAGGCGACCUGCUGGGUUUUACAUACGAGAGAAGUGACAAGGAGUGUUGUCGAACAUGUAAACAGACAAGUUGUGUCCUAAAUGGCACAGAGGAAAUAGUGCGCAUAAUGCCUGGAGAAUCCUGGUACCCACCGGGUGAUAAAUGCACAUAUUACAAGUGUGACGAAAACAAUUUUACUUUAAUCAAAAAGAUCAUCUCAUGUCCAAAACAAAAGAUCAGAAAAUGUAAAAAGGGUGCAUUGAUUGAGGUUGAAAGUGCUGACAAAUGCUGUAAAAGGAAAGUAUGUACCACAGGAACCAGAGAAUGUAAUGUAAAGAUACAAAAGAAAAUUAUACGACUUGGAGAUUGUUUUGCAAUUGUGCCUGUACCUUAUUGCAAAGGUUCUUGUAAUAAAUCAUCCAGAUCUUCAUCUUCAUCUUCAGAAGAGAUGAAAUAUAAAUGUUCCCGUUGUGAAGCAAAAAAAUCCCAAGAAAGAAAAAUAAAGCUGGCAUGUGAAAAUGGGAGACGCGAGAGCUAUACCUACAGUCAUGUAGAGGAAUGUCAGUGCAGAGCGUGUACUCCAUCAAACUCAUAUUACUACAAGUUAUAA